AUGCUCUACUGCUCGCCAGCCUGUCAAGAACGCGACUGGCUCUCCAGCCACAAGCUCGCCUGCAAGCCCUACGCCAAAGCCAUCAAACAACCCAUUGGCAAAAACAUGCGGCGCGUUUUACACUUCCCCGCCAAUUCAGCCAAACCUAUCUUCUCCGUUCUGGCGUUCGACGAGGAAGGUACGGUAAGCGGCCUUGACUACCAUUUCCCCGGUGUGCCGGCCCAGGAGAUCAAGAAACUAUCAUUCCACAACCGCUACUUUCCGUAUUUCAUCCAGAUCAAUUACGACAUGAAUGUGAAGGGAGAGCGUGCACUCUUCGAGAACAAGAGCCUUGGACUGCCGUUUCGCGGUCCAGUCGUCGUUUUGGCAUAUGACCUGGAUAUUGCGCUCAGUGGUCCAGCGUUGAAUGCUGAUGCCUCGAUCAUGCGGCCUUUGAUGGAGUACGUUGAGCUAUUACGCGAGUACGAUGGACCGAAAUUCGUGGAGCAGCCGCAACGGAGGUAUACAAAGGCAGAGUUGGACAUUAUUAUGGGAUCGGCAUCUUCGUCUGGUGGAGAAAGGGCAUGA
This is a messenger RNA of Alternaria incomplexa, 567 nucleotides long. RefSeq lists its product as uncharacterized. The record is from RefSeq and is a predicted model, not a curated record. NCBI's taxonomy places the organism in Eukaryota, Fungi, Ascomycota, Dothideomycetes, Pleosporales, Pleosporaceae. The transcript has 2 exons. Bases 1 to 567 code for a protein of 188 amino acids.